Ilyonectria robusta is the source of this 1344-nucleotide messenger RNA. Its product is annotated as Asparaginase/glutaminase. The coding region runs from base 1 to 1161 and encodes 386 amino acids. The transcript has 6 exons. The record is from RefSeq and is a predicted model, not a curated record. Lineage: Eukaryota; Fungi; Ascomycota; Sordariomycetes; Hypocreales; Nectriaceae. Gene Ontology annotation, molecular function: asparaginase activity.
AUGGCACUUGUUGCCUCAGCGGCGAUUGCCUCGCCGCUGCAAAUCCGCAGCCGCACAGAUCCCAACACUGGUUUGACUUGGAUCUACAAGAAUUCAAGCCUGCCGAAAGUCAUGCAAGUAGAAUGGCUGUAUAACACCGGCGAUGGCACCAUCCUCUCGGGUUCAACAAAUGGGCGCUUGGACAACAUCAACUACGGAGGAGGUGUUGGUGGUUUGACUCCGGAAACCCUCAUUGGCAAUGUCAGCGAGGUUCUCGACAUUGCCCAGUUUGCAGUUCGCAACAUUGGCGGAGGCGGCAGUGCCAAUGCCGACUCGGACAGGUUCCUGAACAUCUCGAUGGAUGCCCACACUCGACUGUGCACCCGUCACUCUGACAUCGUCGGCGCUGUCAUGAUCCACGGCACAAACACGCUGGCUGAGACUGCUUUCGGUGUUGAUCUCACCUUGAACUGCUCCAAGCCCUUUAUUGCGACAGGUUCCAUGCGACCCAACUCCGCUUUAUCAGGUGAUGGGCCUCUCAAUUUCUAUGACGCUGUCAGAACUGCGAUUCACCCCGAGGCGCGUGAUCGCGGAGCUAUGAUUGCGUUCAACGAUCACCUGGUGUCUGUUUUCUAUGGAACCAAGACCAAUGGUAACACCGCCACGACCUUCCUGGCAAUGGAUCAAGGCUACAUUGGCCAGUUCCUGGCCGGACAGCCGUACUUCUUUUACGGCGCAUCUCUCCCCAAGGCUCGACAUUAUUUCAACCCGUUCAAACUCCAUUAUCCCCUUCCGAAGGUAGUGGUUCUUUACGGUCAUCAGGGGUUUGACGCUAACCUGUUGUACUCUGCUGUUGCGGAUGGGGCCAAGGGAAUUGUCAUAAUGGGCGUCGGUCCUGGCGGCCUCAGUAACGCUGCUACCGAAGCCGCUAAUGCACUCUCUGAGAAGGGCAUUGUCACUGUCGCAUCGCUCCGCCCCUUCUUCGGUGCAGUUGUUCCUAGGCCUCAAAUAAGCAAUAUUAUCAGCUCGGGCUUCUUGCACGGCGAGCAAUCCCGCAUCCAGCUUCAGCUCGCUCUUGCAUCUGGCUAUACCGUCAGUGGCAUUCGUAAAUUGUUCGAGGGGGAUAUCCGCAAAGCGGUUUACAACGAUGCCACAGCAUUUUACAACGGUACGGACUUGUAAAGUCUUGAUACGAACAACAGCUUAGCACGCCUCUGAUAUACACAACGACUUGAGGGACAGGUCUCAGCGAUCAUCUUUAACAAAUCGAAAGUCUUCGCUGUUAAAGAGAAUUUUAAUACCCAUAGAACGCGUCAUUGAAAUAAAAUAGCAGCAGGGCGCUCAGUCCUUCACAACUAGCAAAUA